Paralichthys olivaceus (Japanese flounder) is the source of this 1907-nucleotide messenger RNA. Lineage: Eukaryota; Metazoa; Chordata; Actinopteri; Pleuronectiformes; Paralichthyidae. The record is from RefSeq and is a predicted model, not a curated record.
AGUCUUGGCACAGGUGGGAGGGUAGAGAGAGGCCACAGACAGCCCUCCAUCAUGGCUGCAGUCCACCACCACAAGUACCCUUUCAGGAACUCACUGUACUGGGAUGAAACAGAGUGUCUAAACUACUAUGGGAUGCUGUCUCUACAUGAGGUCAUUGAAAUAGUCGGUUCUCAACUGACAGAGACUGACAUAGAAGUGCUGUCAUUCCUUCUGAAUGAAGCCUAUUCUACACCGCACCCUCUCAAUCCAGCAGGCUGGACAGUUGAGCCCUGUGAGGGCGAGUCAGAUGACCCGGGAGUGUCCCCGAGUCCUGAGCUGCUAAAGGCAUGGAGGCGUAUAAAACCUCAGGCCCCCCAUCAUCCUUUAGUGGUCUCACAUAAGCCCAAGAGUGGCCUUGAGCUGUUGCUAGAGCUAGAGAGGCGAGGCUACCUCAGCGAUGGCAACCUGGAGCCACUACUGCAACUACUAAGAGUCCUCACCCGUCAUGAUCUCCUGCCUUUAGUGUCCCACAAGAAAAGGAGGACAGUGUCUCCAGAGAGAACUAGAAGGAGAUAUGGAACAGAGAGCAGAGAGUUAGCGUGCGUCUCUGGAAUGCGUCACAGCUGUAGACAGACAGAAAUACCUCUUCCUUAUUUCACACCCCAAUUGAGAACCGAUAUUUACGCUCCUAUGCCUGGGCUACCCGCUCGCAGAAGGAGGAAGAAAAGGGGAAAUGGCUGGAGCCGCAGGCCCAAGAAAACAAGCAGACAGGGGCAGCCACUGCCUCCACCACCACCACCAUUUAAAGCAUCCUGUGAUGUCCGCCUGCGUGUCCGGGCUGAGUAUCUGGAGCAUGAGUCGGCACUCCGUGGCAACGUCUCCUCAGACAAGCGGCAGCCGCUGGAGCGGCAGUUCGAGUUGUUCAGCCAAGCCAGCUCGCUGCUGCGCGCCAGAGACCUGGGUUCCAUCGUCUGCGACAUCAAGUUCACAGAGCUGGACAAUCUGGAGGCCUUCUGGAGUGACUACCUGAGUGGAGCUCUGUUGGAGGCCCUGAAGGGAGUCUUCAUCACAGACUCACUGAGGAUGGCAGCAGGCACAGAGGGUGUGCGCCUGCUGAUCAGUGUGGACCAGGAUGACUAUGAAGAAGGCCGAAAGCUGCUGAGAGCUAGGAGAGAGCAGUCACCAUGUAUUGGGGGGCGCAUAGAGCCUCUUUGGUCUGUGUAGGCCGAUAAGACUUUUUGAAAUGCAUCAUAUUAAAUUUAAAGAAUUGAAUUGUACAUAAUGCUAUAUAUAGUUUACUUACAGGCAAAUUUGUAAGCAUUUAUAUGGCCUCCUUCUGUGCAUGCUAUCCAUCUAGUAACCACUAGAUGGCAGCAUGUACCAUUUCUUUGUGUUCAUCUCAGGCCCCUGCAUUUUCAAAAUGGUCAGUUUGUAAUUCAAUCAUUUCUGUUAUUUGUGACAGGAAAAUUCAUAAUGGAUCAAUGUGCUUUUCCUUUGGAUUCAUGCACAGGUGCUACUUUGUAGGACCAGGAAGUCGCAGGAGUUUUCCUCUUUGUCUCAGAAGAUCAAGCGGUAAGCCCCACCUCACAUAAAAAAUGUCAAUUAGAAAUAGGACACCUGGGCUUCCGCAAAAUAUAAAAAAAUAUUAAAUUGUGUUGAUACUUUCAUAUUCUAAUGGUCAAGGUUGAGACUAAAUACACACAAACCAUCUUAGUUGGCCACAGUAAUAUAAACCAUUGAGUGCAUAUUGCCAAUUUUGUCCUGGUGUAUGCUUGGCCAGUAGGGGAUCCAAAUUCCAAAAUGGCUGAAGAAAAUAUAAAAAAUGUAUACCUGAAAAAUAAUACCUUCAAAUGAAAAAUAACGUUGUGGACUUAAAUAAUAAUAAUAACAAAUUGAACUGACACUAAUACUAAUCCAAUAAAAAACAA